AUGCCCCCGGCUGCCCUUCCAGAGCUCCUCAAGACCUUCCCAACCAAACUGCGACCCCAUCCCCAUUUGGAAGCAGGAGACGGGUCCCUCGGCCUCUCCCCUUCAUUCAGUGGGGGGCCGCGCCCGCCCCCGCCUCCGCCUCCCCGGCAGCGGCCUCCUCCUCCUCCUCCUGCCCCGGCCCUACCUCCAGCCCCCAGCCCCUUCCCUCCGGCCCCGUCCUCAGCCCAUGUGUCCCCGGUGAUGGCAGAGGCUGAGUGA
Charadrius vociferus (killdeer) is the source of this 258-nucleotide messenger RNA. RefSeq lists its product as uncharacterized. The record is from RefSeq and is a predicted model, not a curated record. The transcript is spliced from 3 exons. Bases 1 to 258 code for a protein of 85 amino acids. Lineage: Eukaryota; Metazoa; Chordata; Aves; Charadriiformes; Charadriidae.